Apiotrichum porosum is the source of this 2997-nucleotide messenger RNA. RefSeq names its product isoleucine-tRNA ligase (gene ISM1). The coding region runs from base 1 to 2997 and encodes 998 amino acids. Gene Ontology annotation, cellular component: cytosol. Gene Ontology annotation, biological process: isoleucyl-tRNA aminoacylation. The transcript has 17 exons. Gene Ontology annotation, molecular function: aminoacyl-tRNA deacylase activity; ATP binding; tRNA binding. The record is from RefSeq and is a predicted model, not a curated record. Lineage: Eukaryota; Fungi; Basidiomycota; Tremellomycetes; Trichosporonales; Trichosporonaceae.
AUGAGCCGGCUCCUCACCCUGUCUAUGGGUCACGGGCCAAGGGCUCUGUCUGGGUUCCGCUGCACUCACUUCCGAGCCUCCGCCAUUCGCGCCGCCAGCACCGCGAGCACGACUGCAGCAACGGACAAGGACAAGAAGAAAGCAUUCUCGGCCACCCUUCUGCUUCCCAAGACGAGCUUACCAUUGCGUGUCAAGAAUGCGCCCAAGGUCGAUGCCAAGCUGCGUGAUCGCACGACACAUGAACUCUACCGCAAGCAGUUCCAAGACAACAAGGGCGAGGUGUUCAUCUUGCACGAUGGCCCUCCGUACGCCAACGGCAACUUGCAUAUGGGCCAUGCUCUGAACAAGAUUCUAAAGGACAUUAUUAACCGCUACAACGUCGUUCGCGGACGCAAGGUCCACUACAUUCCCGGCUGGGACUGUCACGGUCUCCCCAUCGAGCAUAAAGCCCUUGGUGCGCUUGGAAAAUCCCACACCGCCCUUGACCCGGUCAGUGUGCGCCAAGAGGCGCGCAAGUUCGCGCUCCAAGCGAUCGACACUCAAAAGGCCGAAUUCAAGCAGCUUGGAGUGAUGGCCGAUUGGGACGCCAAGGAUGGCGUGUACCGCUCUCUUGAUCACGGCUUUGAGAUCCGCCAGCUGCGGUUGUUCCAGAAAAUGGUGUCCAAGGGCUUCAUCACCCACCGCCACCGCCCGACCUAUUACUCUCCCUCGUCGCGUACGGCACUUGCAGAGGCCGAGCUCGAGUACACAGAUCUCAAGUCCACCUCAGUCUACGUCGCUUUCCCUGUCGAGGAGGGCGACAUGACCCCGCGUCUGACGGAGGCUCUCGCCAGGGGCCGCGAGAAGCGUGCGGACGCAACACUUCAUCUUGCCAUCUGGACGACAACUGCAUGGAGUUUGCCUGGUAACAUGGGCGUCACUGUUGGUGACGAGAUUAGCUACGCUGUCGCCCUCAACGAGAAGAAUCAGCUCCUCGUUAUUGGCGAGGAACGUGUGGAGGAGCUGAGCAAGGCGUUUGGUCCCCUUGAGAUUGUUGACAAGGUCACUGGUGAGUGCGAUAUGCGAAACGUCCCACUUACCCUUCAGGCAAGGACCUGUGCGCCGUAUGUUACGGCCGAGUCGGGUACUGGUCUUGUUCACUCUGCGCCUGCCCAUGGUCACGAGGACUAUGACGCCUUCAAAGCGGCCGGCAUUUCGGUCUCGAACAUGCGAUGCCCUAUCGACGACGAUGGAUGCUUCACCGAGGAGAUUUUCUCGUACAGCGGCAACGAAUCCACGGCGCCUCUUGUGGGCCAGCAGGUCCAGGGACCUGGCUCCAAGGCCAUGGUGGAGCUUCUCAAGGCUGAAGGCGUGUUACUCGCCCAGGAAACCGUUUCGCAUCGCUACCCUAUCGACUGGCGCACUAAGAAGCCGAUCCUCAUUCGUGCCACACCGCAGUGGUUUGCAGACAUCCAGACCCUCAAGCCAGCGGCUGAGACCGCUAUCGAAGCAAUCAACUUCGUCCCUGCUACCGGUCGCAACCGCCUGUCCGCCACGGUCAUGUCUCGCUCCGAGUGGUGCAUCUCGCGUCAGCGCAGCUGGGGUGUCCCCAUUCCCGCCCUGUUCAACGCCCAGGGGGAGGCUGUUCUCUCCACUGAGUCACUGGACCACAUCAUCUCAGUUCUUGACGCCAGGGGAAUUGACCACUGGUGGUCGGGGCCCGUUGAGGACUUUAUUCCGCCUUCGCUCGAGGGCCAAGAGUUUACGCGUGGCUUUGACACCCUCGACGUCUGGUUUGACAGUGGUACCUCCUGGGCCCUCAUCGCAGAGGCCAGCCUCCGCCCAACAACUCGGCCGCUGGCCGAUGUGUACCUUGAGGGCUCUGACCAGCACCGCGGCUGGUUCCAGUCUUCUAUUUUGACGCGGCUGGCGUCCCUUGAUGCCGGGGAAAAGCCCAUGGCCCCGUAUGCCAACCUUCUCACACACGGCUUCACCACGGACGAGAGCGGAGCCAAGAUGAGCAAGUCGUUGGGUAACGGCCUGUCUCCCAUGGACGUUAUCAAUGGUACCAAGAGCACACCUGCCCAUGGUUCAGAUGUGCUCCGAGUGUGGGCAGCUGGAGUUGAUUACACCCGCGAUAACUCGAUCGGUCCCAGCAGCAUCUCUGCAGCGGCCGAACAGCUCCGCAAGCUGCGCAGUGCCCUGCGCUUCAUGUUGGGAAACACGGCUACUGCCCCUUCCCUGUCGUUGAGCGAGGUUCAACUUAGUCUGGUGGACCGAUACAUCCUGCAUGAGCUGAGUUCCUUGCAAGCCACUGCCAGGGACGCUUACGACGAGUUCUCGUUCAACAAGGUGCUUCAGAACGUCGCCUCAUUCACAUCGUCGACGUUGUCUUCAUUCUACUUUGACGUGGUGAAGGACACGCUGUACUGUGAUCACCUUAAUGGCACUCGCCGCCAGGCUGUGGUGGCUACUCUGCAACAUGUUCUGGGUGUAAUGGUCAAGCUUAUCGCGCCCAUUACGCCGCACCUUUCAGAAGAAAUCUAUGAAGCUGCGGCGACAGAUGCUGGAAACGAGCGCAAGUCGUCCGUGUUCUUGGAACACUGGAACCCUGACACUCAAUGGCUGGACGGCGCUACCGCGGAACAGAUGGGCGACCUGUUGGCCAUUCGUUCGCAGGUCCUUGGCCUGAUUGAGGAAGCCCGUGCUGCAAAGCAUGUGAGGGUUCCUGCUGAGACUGCGGUGGUCGUCAAUGCCUCUUCGGAUGUUCUGUCUCAGCUGUUGGAAGACAAUGAUCUCCGCAUUACCUCCCGUGGCGAUUGGUGGUGGCGAUUAACACUUGUGACAGAUGAGCUUUUGCCUACAAUCCUUGGCGUGUCUCAGGUGUCCGUUGGCGGCGUUGACGGCAUUGACGAGUCUGCAUGGCGCCUCACGGGCCAGGCCACAACCGGUAAGCAUCUGACUGGCCCUUUGCGGCCAUCGGUCAUCCCUGAGCUGGAGCUUGGGCGUAUGGCUUGA